UAUUAUCAUCUAAGUGGUUGUAUAAUGUGUUAUUUGUUAGUCUGUUGGUAUAUCCUUGGUAUUUUAGCAGUCGUAAUUUUUGCUUAAAUGCUAACAUACACGAUGUGGUUAUCAUUUCUUUUAGUUUGCAUAUUUUCAUUAACCUUUACAAAAGGGCAAUUAGACACUUACGAAGUACAGCAAAUUAACGUAACUCCACUCCACGAUGCAAUUAUAUUUAAUGAUAUUGCUGAUAUUAUAAGUGAUUUUGAAAACGAUAUUAGUACUCAAGUAAAUAAAAACAUGUUCAGUGAUAGUGAGAGUGAUGAAGAUAUUGAUGAGCUGUUAUCGGAAUAUCAACAUUAUUUAGAUAAAGCGCACAAACAGAGAAUGAAUUACAUCGAAAAAUCUAAAGUUAAAAACAAAGUUCCGCUAGUUCAUCAUGAAAAGUAUACAAAGAUGAAGGGAAGUACUCGAAAUAAGUAUGAUUUUUCUAAUGACUACUAUAAUAAAAUAAAGACACUUUCAGAUCCAUUAAAGUUAUUCAUGCCAGAUAAUUCAAAAAGAAACCAGGAUAACAAGUCCGAGUUAACGGAUCGUUCACUAGCUUUUAAAGGCACGUUGCUUAAUUUAAUACCUACUAUACCAAACCUCAGUAACAAAAAUAUUAAUAAACCAAUAUCAUCCUGUUACUGCAAAGAGAAUGAAAUUCCCUGCAAAUGCAGUUGUAAACAAUGUUUUAUUUUGACAAACUCCUUGCCCUAUAAUCAAAAUAUAAUGAAAGAAAACUUCCCGAAAUCAUCAAAAAUUAUACAUGAAAAUAAAAUGCAUAAUUUCAACGACGACAAGAUUAAUUUACGCAUUAAGAUUGAUGUGAAAUUACCUAAAAUACUAUCUGAAUUUUUACAUAAAUAUCAGAAUCACGACGAAGAAGGCAUACUGUAUAAAGAAUUUACAUCACCAAUAAAUUUACCAUUAGAACACUUCAAUUUUCCAUUUCCAAUAGGUUUAAUACGUCAUAAGAAAAUGUACGACAAAUAUGACAAUAAUGCCAUGCAAAAAUUUACAAUACAUAAAAAGAAGAAAUCCCAUUUAAGCAAUAAUAGUAAAAAUCACACGGGUAAGAAAAUUAUAACAUUUUCUGAUAAUAAUAAUAAAGAUCAACCAACGGAAUAUAAUAUUAGCAACUUAAUCACGAAAAAUAGUUCUGUGGACUCUAAUAAUAGCGAAUUUUAUAAAUCUAUAUCGCAUACCAAUAAACCUCUAAGUAUAUAUAAAGUCAAAACGCAAAAUGUGUCUUAUAAUUCUCCAACUGAGAUUCCUUUUAAUCAAACAAUUUAUUUAACGGUCAACAUAACGAAAAAUAAUAACGAAAAAGACACGAAUGAUUCAUUAAAAAUAGAGAAUAGCAUAGAAACCGAUUUUGAUGACAAAAGAAACAAAACUUCUGUUAAACCGUUACGCUUAAAGCGCGAAGUAUUAGAGAAAAAUAUUACAACUGUUACACAAAUUAGUACGAAAAUUCCUGCAAUAAAUGUUACUCCACUAGUUGAGAAUUAUAAAAAAGAAGCCAAAAAAUUUAAUAAAACAACAGUGGAAGAGGAUGAAUUAUUAUAUUGGCCAAUUCAAAGUAAGAAUGUUACAUUCGUAAAAUCUAAAAAUAUAACAGCUGUAAUUGUAGAAAGAGAAACGAAAAAAGCAAAGCUUAACAUAACGGAUAAUAAAAUGCGUAAUAACCGAACCUCUGUAUUAGAACACGCAAUAUUCGGAGAUGUAAACUGGGAUGACAUUGAUACUAUUGCCCCUGUAUUUAUGUCUUUUGUAGGCAAAUAUAUUAACGGAAUAUUAACCUUUUGCUCGCAGAGUGUAUGCCACUCAAUGAAAUGCUCUGAAAAAACUUGUAUCCAUAGAAUUUGUACCCCAAGUAACAGAUUUAAUUCUAAAGGACACUGUACAGGAAACAAAGAAACUGAUAGUGUCGCUGCCAUGGAAUCGAUUAUGGAUUUACCAUCGAAUAUUGGUUUUGAAAUUGUGAAUAUUUUAGAAGACAAAAUGAUAGGGAAAAUAUAUGGAAAGGCGACUCUCUGCAUUAUGUCUAAAUGUACAACUUUUGUAACAUCUAAGAAAAAAUUCUUGAGAUCAAAAUGUACAAAUAAAGAUCUAAGUUUAGGGCACUGUCGUAUUGAAAAAAACGUUAAUGUUACAUAAUCGUGACGCAACUCAAUACCGUGCUGCAGUAUAAAGCAAACAACAGGUUUUCUGUUUACAAACAUUAAGUAUUGUACCCACUCAUAAAGCUCGUGAUAAAAAAUUAGUAUGCCUUGUUUAUCUUUAGCUGUUACAAUGAAAGCCAGUUCAGGCAAUUUUCAAAGAAGUUUUAUUCAACAACAAUGCUAGUUGUGUUUUUAAUAAUUUUGUUACCAAAAACAAAUCAAGUAAGUUUGAUUGAAUAAAUGUAAUGAUAUGUAUAUGUAAAAUUUUAUAAUGGUAAUUUGUAUCGUUUGAUUAUUUCAACUGCAUGUUUAUUCAAAAUUCUAUCAUUCAUAAGUCAGCCAAGCCACCCGACCUACCAGUAUAUUAAUAUCACUUGUACUUUAACUUUAAUGUUGCGAAAAAGUAAAACUAAGGUAUCCUUGAAUUAAAACAUAUGUGAUUAAAAAAAAGUUUCAAUUACUUAAUAGAUUUAUUGGUGACAAAAAAACCGGAAAUGUGCGAGUCGAACUCGCCCACCGAGGGUUCCGAAGGUAGAAUAAUUUUAAAAAGUUCAGAAAUCGAACUGCGCAGUUUUGCCGAGCUUUUCCCAAAUUUCAGACCAUCUGUUUUUUUCAGAUUUAAUUACAAAUAUAUAGUUUUGAGAUUUUAAUUGUUCCUUUACUUGUGGUCUAUAACGAUGUUACUCGCCAAAUUUUAUAGACCUAGGUCAACGGGAAGUACGAGGUUUAAUUACCUUAAGAGUGACAAAAUAUGCGUUUUUUUACAAAAUGAUUUUUUUACGUAAACUUAGAAUUUAAUUUGAUUUUUUUCACAACUUCGUAGGUCCGUAGACCUGACUGUACCUACGGUUUAUAUUUCAACUUAAUACCCGUAUUCUUGAAAUAAACUUUACAGAUAGACAAUAAUCUAUAAUUCUUGGAAUAGUUCUCGAUCACGUGAGAAUACUGGAAUGGGAAAUAUAUCCUAUGAGAAAUAACGUGGCUUUCUAGUGGUAAAAGAAUUUUUUUAAAAUCGGUUUAGUAGAUCCAGAGAUUACCUACUUUAUACUAAUAAAAGUAAUAAUUUAAAAGUGGUAAUUUUUAUGGUAUUGUAGGAAUAUUUUAUUCCCGUAUUCUCACGGGAACUACGCGGGGCGUUGACUAGUUAUAAAUAUUAGUAUAGAAUUAGUAUAUUAGCCAUAUCUGAUUUAUAAAUCCUACUUCCUACUAAUAUUAUAAACGCAAAAGUUUGUUUGGAUGUUUGGAUGUUUGUUACUCUAUAACGCCGCUACUACUAAAGCGAUUUAGCUGAAAUUGGAAUGGAAAUAGAUUAUACUCUGGAUUAACA
Molecule: messenger RNA, 3519 nt
Organism: Bicyclus anynana (squinting bush brown)
Lineage: Eukaryota; Metazoa; Arthropoda; Insecta; Lepidoptera; Nymphalidae
Product: myb-like protein F
Exons: 4
Coding region: 88-2187 (699 amino acids)
Source: RefSeq, a predicted model, not a curated record